Molecule: messenger RNA, 1242 nt
Organism: Mixia osmundae IAM 14324
Lineage: Eukaryota; Fungi; Basidiomycota; Mixiomycetes; Mixiales; Mixiaceae
Exons: 4
Coding region: 1-1242 (413 amino acids)
Biological process (GO): ceramide biosynthetic process
Cellular component (GO): membrane
Molecular function (GO): sphingosine N-acyltransferase activity
Source: RefSeq, a predicted model, not a curated record
AUGUCGUCGCAAAAGAAGCGUUCCCUGGCGACGGGACAGCCGGCAUGGCUACUACAGAAGUACGCAGAGAACCAGAUUGGUCAGUCUCUUGAGCGCGCAGAGAUGUCAAAGUACGUGGGUAACGCGAGGUUGGCAGCCUUGGCAUCGAUACCGAUAAUCCUAAUCUUAGCGGCUAAUGUCAUCCAGCCUCCGAAGUACCAGCUCAAGAUGUUGCACGCCUUACAUUCGCCCGCCCAUCCUUCGAUGCACGUCGACUCUUGGCCCGGAAAAUUCCUCAUCAUCUCCUACCUCGACCCGCUCUCGCGCGACAGCCAACUAUGCUACAAAGGACCCGAUGACGCCUAUAUCGUCGUCUUCUGGGUCCUCAUAUGGACAGUAGCCAGAGAGGUCCUCAUGAGGUACUUUUGGUAUCCUCUCGGACGCGCUUGGGGCAUCAAAAAGCAAGGCGACAUCAUGAGAUUCGCCGAGCAGGGCUGGAGCUUGGCCUACUAUACCGUCUUCUGGCUCAUGGGCGCCCAUAUAAUGGCAACUUCACCUUACUCGCCAUACCCAGACUUUGACCUUUCGAGAAUGUGGAGAGGCUAUCCUUUCAUCACGAUCUCUGCGCACAGCAAGUGGUACUAUCUCGUACAGACCGCCUUCAUCAUCCAGCAGCUCAUCGUGCUCAAUAUCGAGAAGAAGCGGAAAGAUUUCACUCAGAUGCUCAGUCAUCAUAUCAUCACCAUCGCUCUCGUCGUGGCGAGCUACACGACCAACAACACGCCUAUCGGCACAGCAAUACUGUCUGUCAUGGACUUUACAGAUAUCGUCCUGCCAGCUGCCAAGAUGCUAAAGUACAUGGGCCUGACGACAGCGUGCGAUGCUGCAUUCGGACUCUUCAUCGUCUCCUGGAUCAUCACACGGCAUGUCCUCUUCGGCAUACUUCUCUACUCCGUCAUCGUCGACGUACCGAGGUAUACGCCUUACAUCUGGGAACCGGCGAGGGGCCUGUUCCUCGAUUACUGGAGUCACCAUCUCUUCAUCUUAGCGCUCGGUGCUCUGCAGUUCAUCAUACUGCUGUGGCUCUUCAUGAUUCUCAGAGUGCUCUACAAAAUUCUGACAGGCGCCAACGCGGAGGAUGUCCGGAGUGACUCCGAAGACGACGAUAUGCAACCAGAAGAGGCAGAGCCGCUGGUCGCUACAAACGGACAGACCAAUGGGCUGGCUCACGCGGUAGCCAAAGACGUCAAAAAGCGGCAAUAG